Messenger RNA from Engraulis encrasicolus (European anchovy), 544 nucleotides. RefSeq names its product ATP synthase peripheral stalk subunit F6 (gene atp5pf). Bases 120 to 443 code for a protein of 107 amino acids. The transcript is spliced from 4 exons. The record is from RefSeq and is a predicted model, not a curated record. Gene Ontology annotation, molecular function: proton transmembrane transporter activity. Gene Ontology annotation, biological process: proton motive force-driven ATP synthesis. NCBI's taxonomy places the organism in Eukaryota, Metazoa, Chordata, Actinopteri, Clupeiformes, Engraulidae.
GUGGCAGCAGAGAAAAGAAGCGGGGUGACAAAAGAGUCUAGCCUUCGUCGUCACGUGACGUCACGUCACUCGUCAGUUGAUUCCUCUUGCGUUCCUGAGCAGCGAUAUCGCACACAAGCAUGGCUCUCCACCGGUUAUUCCAGCUGUCCUCCCUCUUCCGCUCCGCCGUGACGGUGACCCUGCGCAGAAACAUUGGCAUCUCCGCCGUAAUGUUCAAGCAGGCCAAAGACAUGGACCCUGUCCAGAAACUCUUCCUGGACAAAAUCCGUGACUACAAUACCAAGAGCAAGGCUGCAGGCGGUGUGGUGGAGGGCGGACCGGGCUACCAGAAGAACCUGAGCGAGGAGGUCACCAAACUGCAGAGGCUAUACGGCACCGGGGACCUCACCAAAUUCCCCGACUUCAAAUUCACCCAGCCCAAACUGGACGAGGUGGCCAAGUGAAGAAGCCUGUUCACUCUGCACUACUGUCUCUCGUCUUUUCUGUUCAAUAUGAAUCUGAUGAAUAUUUAAUAAAUGUCCUUGUUAGACAAGGUUGGAUGUUA